Messenger RNA from Colletes gigas, 474 nucleotides. RefSeq lists its product as uncharacterized. Gene Ontology annotation, molecular function: zinc ion binding; nucleic acid binding. The transcript has a single exon. The record is from RefSeq and is a predicted model, not a curated record. The coding region runs from base 1 to 474 and encodes 157 amino acids. NCBI's taxonomy places the organism in Eukaryota, Metazoa, Arthropoda, Insecta, Hymenoptera, Colletidae.
AUGAGAAAUUUGGCUAAUCUAAACUAUGUAAUGUUUAAAAAUUACAAACAACGGAGAGGGGAGUCCAUCUCUGAUUUGGCGGCGGAAAUUGAGAGGCUGUCGCAGGCCGCGUUUGGGGAUUGCCCAAUCGAAGUUAGGGACAAGCUCGCGGCCUCUCAGUUCAUUGCCGCGCUAGCCAAUGAGGAGAUGAAGCGGACGUUGCGACUCGGCGGUUUCGUCUCAUUACGAGCCGCGGUUGUGAGAGCUCUAGAGAUCGAAGCCGUCGAGGCGGUGUUGACGCCAUUUAUUAGGCCCGAACAGUAUCUCAAGCCUUUUCCUUUUUCGGAGGGGGAGUCUCGUAAAAGAAGAUUCGGAGAAGGAAGGCCAACGGAAGAGGAGACUGGAAGCGAGAGGCCCAUGGAAUGUUGGAGCUGCGGGGAAACGGGGCAUAUGCGGUGGAACUGCCCUAAGAAGAGUCAGAAGAAGUCUGCGUAG